AUGAAGGUGAACGCAGCUCAGUUCAUGGCACUCUAUGCCUGGUAUUCCUGGCCUAACGUGGUUCUCUGCUUCUUUGGAGGUUUUCUGAUAGACAGAGUUUUUGGAAUACGGUUGGGCACUAUAAUAUUUAGUAUCUUUGUCUGUGCUGGGCAGGUAGUUUUUGCUUUGGGAGCACUACUUAAUGCUUUCUGGCUGAUGGAUGCAGGCAGAUUCAUAUUCGGAAUAGGCGGAGAGUCCUUAGCAGUGGCACAAAACACGUAUGCAGUCAGCUGGUUUAAAGGCAAGGAGUUAAAUCUUGUGUUUGGAUUACAGCUAAGCAUGGCCAGAAUUGGAAGCACAGUGAACAUGAAUAUCAUGGGAUGGAUAUACUCUAGAGUUCGAGAUCUUCUGGGGUGUAGUGGUGCCAGUACUCUUGGGUUAACUCUCAUGAUAGGUGGUGUAACAUGUCUCUUUUCACUGAUGUGUGCAUUAAUCCUUGCUUAUCUGGACAGGAGAGCAGAGAAGCUACUUUCUAAAGAGCAAGGGAAAACAGGUGAAGUGAUUAAGCUAACUGAUGUGAAGGACUUCUCUUUGUCCUUGUGGCUUAUGUUUGUAAUCUGUGUCUGUUACUAUGCAGCGGUUUUUCCUUUCAUUGGACUUGGAAAGGUUUUCUUUAUUGAGAAAUUCAAAUUCUCACCUCAAGAAGCAAGUGCAAUUAACAGUAUUGUGUAUAUUAUAUCAGCACCCAUGUCACCAGUCUUUGGACUCCUGGUGGAUAAACUUGGAAAGAAUAUCAUCUGGGUUUUAUGUGCUGUAAUAACUACACUUGCUUCUCAUAUUAUGUUGGCUUUUACCUUCUGGAACCCCUGGAUAGCAAUGUGUUUGCUAGGAGUGGCAUACUCACUGCUUGCCUGUGCCCUGUGGCCCAUGGUGGCUUUUGUUGUUCCAGAACACCAGCUGGGAACUGCUUAUGGCUUCAUGCAGUCUAUCCAGAAUCUCGGUCUGGCGAUUAUUGCUAUAGCAGCAGGGAUGAUUCUGGACACAAGAGGAUACUUGUUUCUUGAAGUCUUCUUCAGUGCUUGUGUUUGUUUGUCACUAAUAGCUGUAGUCAUGCUGUAUUUUGUGAAUCACCUUACAGGUGGUGAGCUCAACUGGUCUGUGAAGAAAAGGGAAAAACUGCAAAAAGCAGCUGCAACUGAGUAA
Molecule: messenger RNA, 1182 nt
Organism: Nestor notabilis (Kea)
Lineage: Eukaryota; Metazoa; Chordata; Aves; Psittaciformes; Psittacidae
Gene: MFSD1
Product: major facilitator superfamily domain containing 1
Exons: 13
Coding region: 1-1182 (393 amino acids)
Biological process (GO): transmembrane transport
Cellular component (GO): lysosome
Molecular function (GO): transmembrane transporter activity
Source: RefSeq, a predicted model, not a curated record